AUGUGGUAUCGUACUUUCAGAACCUUGGGUUAUACCAUAUGCCGUCCCUACGCAACAUGCGCAACUAAGGCUGAGCGUUUUGUUAAAACGAUAGACCCGUCAACGCUCCCUCGAGGCUACCUGGUAUCCAGCACGUACGCGGGCAUCAAGAAUGCCAUUCGGCCUGUGACGUCUACAAAUGAGCCCUCGGCGGCAACAACCAAUGUUCCGCAUCCACAGGAGGCGCCGAAACCAGACGUCGCCCUGAUUGUAUCGAGCGUUCCAGCAGCCAUUGCUGGCACAUUCACAACGAAUGUAUUCAAAGCUGCACCUGUCGUUCAUGCGACCACCGCUUUGAAAGCAGCGGGGCCAAAUGCACGUGUGAGGGCCAUCUUAACGAACAGUGGAUGUGCCAAUGCGGUCACAGGACAGCAAGGCCUUGAAGACACGCAAACACUCGUAAAUCGAGUCCAGGCACUCCUCUCCCCACGAAACCAAAAUGCUAUUCCAACGUACGAGCAAGAUGCUCGUAGCUCUUCCACAGACGUCUUAAUGAUGUCGACAGGUGUGAUUGGCGUGCGACUUCCCGUCGCCCAUAUCCAACGAUGCCUUGAGCAUCUUGCUGCACCAAGUAUUCUUCAAAGCCAUCCAGAUGCUUGGCUUGAGGCUGCUCGUGCGUAUAUGACCACAGACACUUUUCCUAAGAUACGGACGCGGCAGUUUAUUCUGGGCAACCGGCGGUGCAGUAUCGUAGGCAUCGAUAAGGGCGCAGGGAUGAUACAUCCGCGCAUGACUCGGAGCGGUGGACAGUUACAUGCUACACUACUCGGUGUGUUUGCUACAGAUGCUCCGAUCUCUAGUGCGACGCUUCAACGCUGUCUAGAUGAGGCAGUGCGAGUGUCUUUCAACUGCAUCAGUGUUGACGGCGAUAUGAGCACGAACGAUACAAUCCUCGCAUUGGCAAAUGGACAAGCACCGUUUGUGGACCUGGACUGCACAGACACUCCUAACGAAUGGACAGAGACUGAGCAUCCUGACAUGGUAAACAAGUUUGCAGAAGAGCUGAAGAGUUUGUGCAUUGAAAUGUCCCAUUUGAUUGUCCGGGAUGGCGAGGGUGCUGAAAAGUUUGUGCAAGUGCAUGUUCGGAACGCGGGCACGUAUGAACAAGCACAUGCCAUUGCUUCAUCUAUUAGCACCUCGGCACUAGUCAAGUGUGCUAUGCAUGGGGAGGAUGCCAACUGGGGACGGAUUCUCUGCUCAGCAGGAUAUGCUUCUUUACCGGCAUCUACGCCAGCAUGGACUUUGGACCCAAGUAAGGUUAAUGUAACGUUCCUGCCGCCUCCGCAUCAGCCAGAUGACUUGGCACCUCUACCUACAUUGGUGAAUGGCGUGCCACAAGCUGUGAACGAAACGCAAGCCAAAAAGCUGCUGAGCUAUGAAGACAUCUACGUGGAUGUGGAUCUACAGGGCGGUUCAUGGGGCUCGCAAGGUCGUUCCGAGGCGACUUACUGGACGUGCGACUUUAGUAAAGAGUACAUCACGGUACGUUGGUAG
This is a messenger RNA of Malassezia globosa CBS 7966, 1533 nucleotides long. RefSeq lists its product as uncharacterized. The transcript has a single exon. Gene Ontology annotation, molecular function: L-glutamate N-acetyltransferase activity, acting on acetyl-CoA as donor; L-glutamate N-acetyltransferase activity, acting on acetyl-L-ornithine as donor. NCBI's taxonomy places the organism in Eukaryota, Fungi, Basidiomycota, Malasseziomycetes, Malasseziales, Malasseziaceae. The coding region runs from base 1 to 1533 and encodes 510 amino acids. Gene Ontology annotation, cellular component: mitochondrial matrix. The record is from RefSeq and is a predicted model, not a curated record. Gene Ontology annotation, biological process: L-ornithine biosynthetic process; L-arginine biosynthetic process.